Messenger RNA from Cornus florida, 3016 nucleotides. RefSeq names its product receptor-like serine/threonine-protein kinase SD1-8. The transcript is spliced from 7 exons. Gene Ontology annotation, biological process: protein phosphorylation; recognition of pollen. The record is from RefSeq and is a predicted model, not a curated record. Bases 312 to 2864 code for a protein of 850 amino acids. Gene Ontology annotation, molecular function: ATP binding; protein serine/threonine kinase activity. NCBI's taxonomy places the organism in Eukaryota, Viridiplantae, Streptophyta, Magnoliopsida, Cornales, Cornaceae.
UUCUAACUUUUCUCAUGUUGUUAGAUAGAAAAAAGAGAAAAAAAAAAAAGAAAAAGAAAAAGAAAAAACGAGUUACACAAGAAUUUUGAAAUUUUGAAGGUCCAAUCAAAAUUAUGAACAAAGGAAAACAGGGCUCAUUAGGUUACGUUGUUAUGCUUUCCUUUCCUGUCACUUUCCUUUCCCGUCUUCCUAAUUUCCUUCGGUAUUAAACAAUUCUAAAAGUCGUAAAUAUGAAUCAAAUCAUAUGAAAUCAAAGAAGCAAAAACGCUCCACCCCCAAUGCCAAUGGGUUUGGGUUGUUCUGAGUGAAGAAUGAAAAAUACUAGCAUCACUAUGCGGCUCCAUUGUUACAUAGUUUUGUGCUUUUUGGGUUCACACUCUCUCUUCCCAAUUUUUGCCGCAGCUUUUGACACCAUAACCGCAACACAACCUCUCACACAAGACCAAACCAUCGUCUCCUCCGACCAGAGAUUCGAAUUGGGCUUUUUCACACGAGGCAACUCAUGGUAUGUAGGUAUAUGGUACAAGAACAUCCCAGACACAGUUGUCUGGGUUGCUAACAGAGACAACCCUCUCAAAGACUCGUCUGGGGCCUUCAGGAUCGGAGACGACGGCAACCUUGUCCUGGCCGACUCAUCGUCGAAUUCCAUAUGGUCAUCAAAUCAAUCGACAACAACAAGCAAUACAAUUGCACAGCUCUUAGACUCUGGAAACUUGGUUCUUCGAGUGGAAAACGAUGUCAACCCUGAAAACUACAUAUGGCAGAGCUUUGAUCAUCCUACGGACACGCUGUUGCCGGGGAUGAAGCUCGGAUGGGACUCGAAAACCGGGUUGAACCGGUACUUGACGUCGUGGAAGAGCAACGACAAUCCAUCCUCCGGUGACUAUACCUUCAAGCUCGACCUUGAUGGCUUUCCAGAAGUUUUCUUGUCAAACAAACAGAAAAGAACUUAUCGAAGCGGGCCGUGGAAUGGAAUCAGAUUCAGUGGCGUACCGGAAAUGACUCCGAUCUAUAACAUCACCUUCGACUUUGUUAUGAGCAAAAACGCGGUGUACUAUUCGUUUGAGAUUCAUGACAGUCCAUUGAUUUCGAGGUUACUGGUGAACCACUCUGGAUUGCUUCAGCGCUACACAUGGAUCGAUGACGACAAACAAUGGAAUCUUUUUUGGUAUGCUCCGAAAGAUCAAUGUGAUAUUUAUAAGGAGUGUGGUCCUUAUGGGAUAUGCGAUACAAACUCUUCGCCGGUUUGCAAGUGUAUGACAGGGUUCGAGCCCAAGAACGCGCAAGCCUGGGAAUUGAGGUAUGGGCUUGAUGGGUGUACUAGGAAGAGCAAGUUGAAUUGCAACGACGAUGGGUUUUUGACAAUGAGGCAUAUGAAAUUGCCCGACUCUUCCAAUCCUUUUCUGGACGAGGGUAUGAGCCUGGCCGAUUGUGAGAGGAUGUGUCGGACCAAUUGUUCGUGCACAGCUUAUGCCAAUGCUAACAUUACCGGAGGUGGUUUUGGGUGUGUGAUUUGGACGACCGAUCUUCUCGAUAUUAGGCAGUAUGCUAUGGCCGAGGGCGGUCAAGAUCUGUAUGUUAAACUGGCAGCUUCUGAUCUAGGUAAGAGUAAUGGAUCUGGAAAUAGUUCCAACAAAACUAAGCGAAACGCCAUGGUGGCGGGGAUUACAGUUGGUAUAUGUGUUCUGCUAUUUGGACUAGCUUCAUGUUUUAUAUGGAAGAGGAGGUCAUUGCAACGCGCGGUAAAUGGAAGACACAUGAAAGGUCCACUGCAAAGAAGUAAAGAUUUUUUACACAAUGAAUCAGUUAUUCCAAGUAGAAGAGACUACUCGAGUGAGGGUACAACAGAAGAGCUGGAGUUACCGCUGCUUGAUAUUGGAACCAUAGUGAUGGCUACUAAUAAUUUCUCUGAUGCGAAUAAGCUAGGAGAAGGUGGUUUUGGUUGCGUUUACAUGGGUAUGGUAGAAGGUCAAAUAAUAGCAGUGAAAAGGCUCUCAAGGAAUUCCGGGCAAGGAAUUGAAGAAUUCAAGAACGAAGUUAGACUGAUUGCGAGGCUUCAACACAGAAAUCUUGUUCGACUCCUUGGCUGUUGCAUUGAGAUGGAAGAAAAGAUGUUGAUAUACGAGUACAUGGAGAACAGAAGCCUCGAUUCCAUUUUAUUCAACAAAGAAAGGAGCUCACUAUUAAAUUGGCAAAGGCGUUUCAACAUCAUCAAUGGGACUGCUCGUGGUCUUCUAUAUCUGCACCAAGAUUCAAGAUUUAGAAUUAUCCAUAGGGAUCUCAAAGCAAGCAACAUUCUACUUGAUGCAGAAAUGAAUCCAAAAAUAUCAGACUUUGGCAUGGCAAGAAUUUUUGGAGGAGAUCAGACCGAAGCAAAUACAAAGAGAGUAGUUGGAACUUAUGGUUAUAUGUCUCCUGAAUAUGCAAUGGAUGGCAUCUUCUCCGUAAAAUCUGAUAUUUUCAGCUUUGGUGUUCUGGUGCUGGAGAUAGUAAGUGGUAUGAAGAACAGAGGAUUCUACAGUACUAACAAUCAUCUUAACCUUCUUGGAUAUGCAUGGAGGCUAUGGAAGGAAGGAAAAGGCAUAGAAAUAAUUGACUCAUCGACAGGUGCUUCUUGCUCUCCAUGUGAGGUGUUGAGAUGCAUACAAGUUGGCCUUUUGUGCGUUCAAGAACGAGCAGAGGAUAGACCAACCAUGUCGACUGUGGUCUUGAUGUUGAGCAGUGAAACUACAUCAAUGCCGCAGCCAAAACACCCUGGUUUUUGCAUUGGAAGGCCUAUUGAAACAGAUUCAUCUUCAAGUAAACAACAUGAAUCAUGCACAGUGAACCAAGUUACAGUUACUACUAUGAUAGAUGGCCGGUAGUUAGACACGACCUCAGCUGGCUAGAACAUUUGGAACUUCUCUGUUUGUAUAUAUAUUUUUUUUUUGUCAAUUUUGUGUAAGGUUAAAGAAUUAGUAGAUCUCUUUGAUGUAAAUUCAGGUAGUUCAGUUACAAGUUCAAAUAUUAAUCCUCA